Messenger RNA from Mytilinidion resinicola, 885 nucleotides. Its product is annotated as pyrophosphatase-domain-containing protein. Bases 1 to 885 code for a protein of 294 amino acids. Gene Ontology annotation, biological process: phosphate-containing compound metabolic process. NCBI's taxonomy places the organism in Eukaryota, Fungi, Ascomycota, Dothideomycetes, Mytilinidiales, Mytilinidiaceae. The record is from RefSeq and is a predicted model, not a curated record. The transcript has 5 exons. Gene Ontology annotation, cellular component: cytoplasm; nucleus. Gene Ontology annotation, molecular function: inorganic diphosphate phosphatase activity; magnesium ion binding.
AUGGCUUCUUCAGCUCGCUCUCCCUACACCGCGCGUAAGGUCGGCGCCGCCAACACCCUCGAGCACCGCGUCUUCAUCGAGAAGGAUGGCGUCCCCGUCUCGCCCUUCCACGAUAUCCCUCUGUAUGCCAACGAGCAGCAGACCAUCCUCAACAUGGUUGUGGAGGUGCCUCGCUGGACGAAUGCAAAGAUGGAGAUUUGCAAGGAGGAGCCUCUCAACCCCAUCAAGCAGGAUAUCAAGAAGGGCAAGCUCCGCUUCGUGAGAAACUGCUUCCCGCACAAGGGCUACCUCUGGAACUACGGGGCCUUCCCCCAGACCUGGGAAGACCCCAAUGUUGUUCACCCAGAGACCAAAGCCAAGGGCGACAACGACCCGCUCGACGUGUGCGAGAUCGGCGAGCUGGUGGCCAAGCCCGGCGACGUCAAGCAGGUCAAGGUGCUCGGCGUCAUGGCGCUGCUCGACGAGGAGGAGACGGACUGGAAGAUCAUCGUCAUCGACGUGAAUGACCCGCUGGCUCCCAAGCUCAACGACAUCGAAGACGUCGAAAGGCACCUGCCCGGUCUGCUGCGGGCGACCAACGAGUGGUUCCGCAUCUACAAGAUCCCGGACGGCAAGCCGGAGAACCAAUUUGCGUUCUCGGGCGAGUGCAAGAACAAGAAGUACGCUACGGAUAUUGUCCGCGAGUGUGCGGAGGCGUGGGAGAGGUUGAUCACGGGCAAGACUGCGAAGGGAGGCCUGUCUCUCGCCAACGUCUCGGUCCAACACUCCGUUGACCGCGUUGACCCCUCUUCUCUCAGCAUCCCGCGGGGCGAGAACCUGGCACCCGCCCCUAUCGACCCCAGCAUCGACAAGUGGUUCUUCAUCUCCGGCGCUCCCUCCUCUUAA